This is a messenger RNA of Williopsis jadinii, 960 nucleotides long. It is a transcript of the gene REC107, whose product is annotated as Rec107p. The record is from RefSeq and is a predicted model, not a curated record. The transcript has a single exon. Gene Ontology annotation, biological process: reciprocal meiotic recombination. Gene Ontology annotation, cellular component: condensed nuclear chromosome. NCBI's taxonomy places the organism in Eukaryota, Fungi, Ascomycota, Saccharomycetes, Phaffomycetales, Wickerhamomycetaceae. The coding region runs from base 1 to 960 and encodes 319 amino acids.
AUGACAGCGGCUAGAACGAGAUUGGGAGGACGAAGAGUGCCACUGUCUAGGAGUCUUGGUAGCAGCGUUGGCGUAAAGAGGAGCGCAGCGGAUGGUGGUUAUGAGGCGGAGGAGGAGGAUACCGACUAUGGUGAAGAUAGUGACAAUGCCGAUGGAGCAUAUGGUGAUGUUAAUCUCGCGGGCGCAGACUCGAGCAAAGAGUUGAUUAUGUGGGCAAGUCGGCUUGAGUUGGAGUCGAUAGACUUGAGAGACAAGUCAAGUGGCUUGAUCGGUGAGCUUGCACGCAACAGCGGCAUCAUGAGAAACGCAUCGAUCGAUUUGAAGAGCGCCGUUGAUUCUUGGAACAAGGUCAAUGCUGCGUUGAGAGGCCAACCUGGAAUGAAGAACACUUUGGACCAGAUACGGCAGAGCGUCGAUUCUCUCCCAGGAGGAUGUAAGGGUGUCAUAUCCCUGAAUGCCAUCAAACUGUUCCACAAGAAAGUGUCAUCGUUUACGAAUGGCUUUGACAGGCAGUUGAGAAGUUCAAUCAAGCAAGCAGUCGAUGAUUCCUUGUCCGUGCAAGUUAAAGGGAGAAAGAAAACAACUAUAUUCAACACUUUGAUGGAUAAGUUGGAUGCAUGUUCUAACCAGAUGCGAGAAAUCAAUGACACACAGGUAGCUGUCUUGAAGGCAAUUAAUACCUUGAGCAAAUCGCAUAGGGAUAUGGAUUCAAAGUUGGACUCUCUUUCAAGGAUAACACAUGCACAGGGUCAGCCCAUACCAACGCCAAACAGUACGUUGAUUGUGCCAUCUUCAAGGUACAGCACCUCGCUACCAUCGAGCCAAAUGUUGAUCCAGUCAAGAAAGCGAACCGGGGGAUACGAGCAAAGAAGAUUACAGAUCAAUAACGCAAUGAUCAAAUCCCGAAAGAGAGAUAAUCAAUCCAACACAGGAGAGAAAACAUGGCACAACGUAUAUUAG